Porites lobata is the source of this 12662-nucleotide messenger RNA. NCBI's taxonomy places the organism in Eukaryota, Metazoa, Cnidaria, Anthozoa, Scleractinia, Poritidae. The record is from the annotation of a GenBank genome assembly.
AAUUGUCAAAAUUCAAGAUGGCGGCAAGUUCGUCAGAUGGUUCUGAAGAAUCUCUUGCCUCCCUUUGCAGAGAAGCGGAGCAGCUUAAAGUAAAAAUUGAUGAGGAAAAGCAGAAAUGUAAUGACGUGCAACGUAAGUAACACUGAUGCCAGAUACGAUCGAUUACUUAUUUUAAGCUCGUAUAUUUUCUGUACUUAAAGAGAGCAUCCAACUGGUUUGUUGAUCUUUCUGCUUGCUUUGUGAUCCCUAAAAUCUGCCAACAACACCUUACAAUCUGCACCGAAACGUAGGUUUGUAUCAAGAAAGUACGUCAAUAUUAAUUUAAUUUGCUGUAGUGAAUAAGUGGUGACAACCAUUUCUAUUUAAGCUUUAUGAUCGAAGCUCUCUGUGAUGAUACAUGCAUAACGAAAUAAGUAUUGUGGCAAUUUUCAGUAUCCGUUUAGUUGCCUGACGUGCUUUUCCUUUUAUCCUUAGAAUUCGAAGUAAGAAUUGGUGAAAUGCUUUUAUAAUCUCACUUGUAAUAUCCAGCUGAUUGGCUUUGAAAGCAUGUUUUAAUAUUUUUUGUUGGCAGCUCAUCAUAUGCUUGCCUUUCCUACUUUUUAUUCGGUGAUUGAUACUGAGUGGAACCAAAGAUCGUCUUCAUCUUUAGCCUUAAACGAACAUAAGUCAUGAGAAAGAAGAAAAUACCUGGGAACAGAGUGAAAAUGUUGUUCUAAAAUGGUAUAUUUGUGAUUCCAUUACUUCACGUUUUCUUCAAACAGCUAAAACUUCCUUUUGAAAAGGCAGGCAUUUAAAUGGUAGUAGCUGUAACUUCCUAAGUUAACAGCCAUCAUUUUGGGCACAGCUGGACACACUACUGCAGAAUGUCCAACCAUCGAGAUUCUCCCAAUUUUGCUUAAAAAUCCCGAAUGCCAACUAACAUGUACUCAGGAUAGGAAAAAUCCUGAUUUUGACUUCUGUUCUGAUAUUUUCAAAUGAAUUCUUUAUGAUUCUUAUAGAAGGACACCUAACAGAGCAUACUUAACUGAAAUUGAUACCCAGGAAACUAUACGGCACAAAAUUUAACAUAAAGUGGAGUACUUGCAUGUAAAGCCACGCAAACAAUAAUGAAGAUUAAAAAUUGCAAUCAAUUUAGCAAACAUUUUAGACGAAAACUGACCUCUCUGAACACUAGAAAUAGCAUUUCAGAGCGUCAAGAUUUUUGUAACAUUUUCUAUGGUAGCAUGCCCCCAGACUCCCCUAGCAGCUCACAACCUCAGCCCUCAUGUACAGACUGUCCAAUCAUCCCAAUUUUGUGGGAUUCUCCCAAUUUUGCUUGAAAAUCCCGAAUCCAGACCAAUAUGCAAUCGGGAUAGGAAAAACCCUGUUUUUGACACCUGUUCUGAUUUUUCCAACGGAGUAUACUCAACUGAAACUGAUAUCCAGAAAACUUUUAAAACCGCAUGAAAUAUAAAAUAAAAUUGAGUACUUGUACGUGAAACCAGGCAAAUAAAAAUAAGCAUAAAAUGGCAAUCAAUUUAGUGAACAUCUUUGACAAAAAUUGUCCUCUCAGAACACUAGAAAUGGCAUUUCAGAGGAUCCAAUUUUCCAUAUUUUCUGGGGAGAAUACGCCCAGAUCCCCUAGGGGCUCACCCUUUCAGCACUCACCUUAUUGAAAAAAUAUCUCAAUUUUACAUACUCAAAAGGUUGGACAGUAUGCAGGUGAUUCAUUAGGCACGAUUUCCACCGUGGGAGAGGAGCACGGGGUCAUUUCCCAAACAGCGGCUGGUAAUCGAGCCUAGUGAUUCAUUGGUGUUAAAAAAAAACCCAACUUUACAGACUUUACGGGGGGAGGGAGGUGGUGUGGGAGGCUUGACAGAGUGAUGUUACAUUAUUUGCAUAAUUGACACCUGCUUAAGGCUCCUGACACCUUUGGCAUUUUUUUAGUGUUGAAAAUGAUGGCUGACAGGCAAGGCAAUAAAACUGUCAACUGCAAUACUGAACUUUUUGUUUGAAGAACUCUUAAAAUUUGUUUCGUAAUAAUUAGCACUAGCUGAAUGAAUUUCUUCAAAAGAGUAAUAAUAAAUUUUAAACCGUCCAUUUUGGAACUCUUAAUGGUAAAUUAAUGACUUCUUAUGAUGCCAAAGCUAGUUCCAAAGUGGUUUUGAAUUAAAAAUAUGACAAUGACUUUUACAAUAUACAAUUGGCAUUCCUUAUCUUGGUAAUAUUGCUAGAGCUAUAAUCUUUUGUUUAACCUGUAUAUUGUUUGGUAGCCAUGUACAGGCAAAUCUUUUAUUGUUGCCAAUCAUAUUGAUAAUUUAUUCAGUACACAUUAAAUAUAUUAUUUUGUAUGCAACAACAUUAGCCCAUUAGCAAAUGUGUGUUAUUCCCUAAUGGUUUUUUAUUAAUAGUAUUAGGUUUCAGAAAUUCCACUUCUGAAGGAAUUGAAAGAAAAAAGCACAAUAUUACCGAUAUUCCUUAAUACCCUUUGUGUAAUGCAAAGUUAAAAUAUGUAAAUUUGAUGAAAAAUAUAUAGGGCAGCUCAUUUACAUUUUUGGCAGCCAGAAAUAUUACAGUUUAAUACACAAACUACUGACUUUCACAUAUAAAGGUCUUUGUAGCCAUUUCCUGAUUUACUCUCACACCUUUUUACAGUGAGUCUGAGCAAAGGGAGGCGGCCAAGGCACCUUGCCUCGCGAGGUUUAUAAAUUUGUAUGCCUCGCACAUUGAUCGCUCACAGUCGACGUCAUCCAGUUUUGACAUCGGGGUGCAUUUUAAAAUAGGGAUGCUAAGCAACACUACUUCAAGUGCGAAUGCAAAUGCUGUGGUGCACUAUCAUGUUUUAUUCAAAAGAGCAUUUCACUUUGGCUUUUUAACGUCAAAACCUUUUCUUUUCCCUAAAAUCUGUACCUUUGAAUUUAUGUUAUAUCGAGGCAAACCAACAAUGAAUUGGUUCUUUCCCCACUGAUCGAUGUGACAAAUUGAUCAAAUCAAAGACUGGUUUCAGCUCCGUACAUCCAUCCGCCGUUAAACCCGAGAGUGAAUUAAGACCGAAAUAAUGCAAAAUGGCUUUGAAAUUUACACAAAGAAAGGAAGAGUUUCAAAAACCCGGAGAAUAUUAAGCAAAAACAGGACAUUUCCGGCCAAAACGGGAGGGUUAGAAUCUCUACUCAAAUAUGCCUUUAAGUUGAUUUUCCUCAAAUGUAUCUUUGAAUUCAUGAUAAAUACAGUUCCAACAACUUCAAACAGUGUUCACGGCAGAGAAAAAUGCUUCAAGUGUAAUAAUAAUUAUUUUAGCGUAACAAAGAUGUUAUCUCGAAUCCCGAAUCCCAGGGAAGUCAUACUUUUAAACUUUGCACAUUUUUUUCUUUUUAGUUUUGAUCAUUUUCUUUCCCUUUGGCUUGUUUCCCUUUAUUCUCUCUGCUGAUCCUUUAAAGCCUCGCGAGGAUUUUGUGAUAACGUAUAAAUUUUCUAGUAUACAUUUACUAUUUUUGUCCAAAAUUUAUGAGUUAAGCUCAUAUUUAUGAGUUAAACUGCUGCCAUGCAUCAGCAAAGGUUCUCUCAAAUAAAAUAGUCAUCGGGGCCCGGUUCCUCAAAAGAUGGUUAAGUUUAACCCAGGAUUAAGCCAAAUUUUUAGCAAGGUUUUCUUGUCUAAGAACAUGUAACUCAAAUUUACAAAAUACUAUUGUGCCUUUACUUCGAAGAAAGAAAUGAUAACACAAAAUGUUACUCUAAGCAAUGCAUAGGAAGGUAAAUACAAAAAGAGGAACAAAAUUUUAAUAAUUAAAAUGUUGUUCCUCUUUGUUCCCCCUCUUAUUCUGGAUUAGUGCUAAUCGGCCUUUCAGGAGCCAGGCCCAGGAAGUUAAAAGAAAGUCUGUAAUAGGGUAUAGAAAUCAGCGAGAUUAGCUGGAGGAAUUGAUAUCAUUUCCUAGAAAAGUGAUUGAUAUUAUAAAUAUAUAUAGUGUUUUUUAUAAGAUAUCUGGGAUAGCGUGGGUUUUCAGAUGACUAGACUAAAGAAAGGCUACAAUAACCCUUUAAUUCAAUCAUUUAUUAAUAACCUAAGUAAGGUUGCCCCAUCUUUUUAGCCCUCAGUGGUUAUUAUGGGCAGCCUGUACUCUCUCCAUAUUUUAUCUAUUUUUUUGUAUCAUGUAAAUCAAUGUAGGGUACAAAUAAAGUUGUUGUUGUUGUUGUUGUUGUAAUAAUGUGGCUGAAUCAAUUUGAGCUAAGCUAUUUUCUGAGCGGCAUAUUGUGGUAUCUUGGCAUCACUAAAAUUUUGUUUGAUUUUCUCAGUUAUUUUUACUUGAUUUUGUAUUAUCAAAUCUUUGUUUUAAAGGUCUUGUAUAAGUUGAUGAUAGUAUGAUGCAAGUAUUUUUUUAUUAUUAACAAGCAGUGUCUAUCUUUGAUCUGCAGUAAAAGAGGUGGCUGAUAAGGUAGAAACUCUGGUUUUCACACCUCUCAAAGUGCGAAGAAUUCUCAAAGGUCAUCAAGGAAAGGUGCUUUGCCUAAACUGGGCGCAAGACAGACGACGUAUGGUCAGCAGUUCACAGGUGUAAUACCCAGUUCUUAUUACCCGGGUUCCAUAAAUGACCUAUUAAAUGCCCAGGGGAUCUAAUGAGGUUUUAAGCAGGGAUGUUUAAUACUUAGAUAGUAGGUUUUUAACCCUUUUAACCCUAAGAUCAAAAUUUGAAUUCUCAUUUGUUGCCCCUAUUCAUUUCCUACAGAAGAAGUGGGGAGAACUUGAUAAAAUAUCAAAGAAAUUCAUCUUGAGUGAUCAUGUCCCUAAUUCUCAUGACCACUCUGUUUGACAAAGCAUUGAUAUUACAAGGAGAAAUUUGAUGCUGAUCACUCGAUCUUAGGGCUUAAAGGGUUAAAAGAGAGAGGAGUUUAUUCUCGUAACUGUAACAAGCUCAAUAAAACUACGGUAAUAUACAACAAGAUUUUGCUCAAAGUCAGAAAGGUGGUUCAAACUUCUUGAGGGGAAAAUUGUCUAAUACCUAAAUGAUGUUUUAAUUUGUUUUGAACUUUUAUUUUCCUUUUAUUUCAUCAGGAUGGCAAAGUGAUUGUGUGGGAUGCAUUUACUACAAACAAGGUAAAGAAGACUUAGGUUUUAAUUACUGGUAGCCACAAAAUUUGUAGCUACGUAGGGUGCAAGGAAAAUAGCUACCUUAAUCAGGCAAUCAAGUCUAUCAUGUCUUGUUCAGUUAAAAAGUAAUCCUAUUUUCAUGAAUAAUUGUUAGGGCUAGGAGACAAAGGAAAUUGAGAAUCAACCCCAGGCUAAAAAAGUUUAACCUGGAUGUAAAUUUGACUUAUAACAUACUCGUAAGCUCCUCUUGUGCUCUCCAAACUUCACAUGUGCAUACAUAACUUCAUUUACAAGGCUAUUUAAAAAAAAACAAUCAUUCAUUUUCAACUGAUGUUAAUUCAUAUUUGUGGUAUUAUUAUUGUUUACAUCAAGUUAUUGACUAUGUAUUAUAGGAACAUGCAAUUUCCAUGCCAACAACUUGGGUAAUGGCUUGUGCAUUUUCACCAUCAGGCCACAUGGUUGCUUGUGGGUAAGUUGAUAAUGGAAAAAAUUAAAUCAAGAAUUGAGUUUUUCAGUUUAAAUUCAAUUUUUUAAAUUUAUAUAACAAACUGUAGAUCUCUUGAGCUUUUGUGAUGUUCAUCUAGUUAUUUAAUAAUAAUGAUAGUACUAUUGUUUUAUAAAAAAUGAAGAUGAUAAUAAUGAUUACUGUAGACACAAGUACCAAUUACCUGUACUAGCUUGUGACUACAGCUGCCUGUUAUUGCUCCUUGCUAUUGGAAUGUUUUGCAAGAGAGAAUGUGCAAUAUUUUGGCCCCAAAAAUUCAUACAGUAAAAACCUGCAACUAAGAACCUUCAUUUUUAGGAGUUAGCCUAAACAGGUUCUUAUAUAAAUGGUAGUUAACAGAAUUUUAGGCUAUUUAGGUUCUUAAAAUGGGUUCUUAGUCGUGGAGAAAAACAAUUAAAACACAACUUCAAACAAGUUGGUCAUUAGCCUAUACUUUUAUUUUCUUCAGCCCCACACCACCCCCCACCCCCCCAAAAAACAUUUAAGAAUAUAUCAAUUUAUACAUUUACAUGUAUUUAUAUGCUUUGCCGAGCUUUGGCAAUCUGCUUUUUUUGCUUCAAAUAUGAUUCUUGCAAUGCAGCUGUAAUGUACUAGUAUGAUUUUAGAAAAUAAGAACCUGUUUUAAAUUUCUUAGGCUAAAUAGGUUCUUGUUUAUAGGGGGUAUAAAUGACCAAUUUUAGGCUAACAGGUUCUUAAUUUUUAGGUUCUUAGUUGUGGGCUUUUACUGUACUAGUGAUGCAUGCCAAUUGUGUACAGAAUCUGGUCAGGAGCUCUGAUUGGUUGAUGUAGUAUUUGGAUUCUUUUAGCUAUUGCACAUGAAUAACACACUUAAGACAGAAGACCACUGAGAUUAAAGUGCAAUGAGCUGAAUUUACCAAGACAUAUUUUAUUCCGUAGGAAUAAUGAACAUUAGGUUUUUUGUUAUUACUCUUUUUGAAUUUUGCUUGCACCAAGUUCACAGCAGGAUUCAAAAUUUUACACUAAUGGAAAAACAAAAACUUGAACAAAUUUACAUCUUGAACCCCAUGACUACCAAAGUAAAUAUUUACAUUUUCUCAUGAGAACAUUGAUAUAGAUCAUCAGAUUGAAGAGUUAUCUCUCACAAAAUGUCCCCAGUUGUAGGAAGUGGUUAGAGAUGACUAUAUUCCCUGGCUAUGAAAUCAAAUUCAUAAUGAUUCAUUAUUAGCAAUCUUACAAAUCAAUAAUGACAUUAUAGUCUAAUAAAUUAUUAUUGAAAGACAGUAAACAAAUUAUUUUUCCUGAAAUUUUUUCUUAACCCAGGGGACUUGACAACAAGUGCUCCUUGUUUAAACUGAGUUUUGAUGAUGAGGGUGCUACUAAGAAGCAAACUGUUGCCAUGCAUACUAGCUACAUGUCGUGCUGCACAUUUACAAACUCUGAUCAACAGGUGGGAACAUUAAUUAAAUACUAUGUACAUUAGUGGUGUGCCGAUCAUUGAUGAGCAACAUGAUAAUGAAUUAUGGAAAAUGUCCAAUCAAUCACAGAGGAAAACAAAAGUAAAAAUUUAUUGUUGGCAAAAAAAGGUAUUAUAAAAACUUGUGUUUUGUCUUUUUAAUAGUCUCAUAAUUUAAAAGAAGACAGAAUAUUCGAUCACUCAAAAGAACAGAAAAAAUUCUGUGCUUCAGGCAAGAAUUGAACUCACAACCUGCCCACUCUAACUGCUGAGCUGAGCUUUUGUAACUAUUUUGGGCAAGCAGGGUCAAAUCCACUCAUGUCCCUUCUGUGAUACAUUUGGUGACAUGUUUUUGCCAUGUCGUGUGUGAAGAGGUUUUUACCAAUUUAUUAUAAUCCAUAAUGGAUUGGGUGGGUCAAUCCGGUCUUUUCCAAUGAUCGAUUGUGAAAUCUCAGCUGAUUCCCAACGCUAGCUCUAGUUUAUUUCCUUUUACCAUUUUUCUUUUCAACAAUCUCUUAGUGUAAAUCACUAAUGAUGUGGUUCAGAUCAUUUAAAAGCUUUGGCAGUUAAUUGUUAAUGAUUAUCUGAUCGUUGCAGAUCUUAACUGGUAGUGGUGACACCACAUGUGCUCUGUGGGAUGUUGAAUCAGGACAGUUGCUGCAAAGUUUUCAUGGUCAUGCUUCUGAUGUGAUGAGGUAUAAUAUGAAAAAUUACUAUCACAACUCAGGACUUUUCAACAUUAAAGAGCUGACACUGCAGAAAAUGUUAGAGACUAUGCACAUAAUUUCCCAAUAGGCCAAAAAGCUCUUGACGAAAUAGACCAGUCCUCUGAAUAAAUAAGGCACCAUGCAACUGAAGGUUUUAGAUGAAAAAAAUAAAAGAAACUAAUUUAUCGGACUGGAUGACAAAAUAGACGGGUUUAGCUGAAAUUGUUCAUCCAAGGCUGUAUCCUGUUCUAGGUGUUGAGAUAGAAGGCAGUGGUGUGAAGUGAAACAGGGUGCAAAAAAAUGACAAUAAAGGACAAGGAGAGAGGAGUCAGUCUCCUCAAAUUUUCUGUGUUUUUUUUGCGCCACUCCGUAUCAUUUGACAGGGCUCGAAAUUAAAAAAAUCUUCAGGUCGCCUUUUGGCGACAAACUGGAGAAAUGUAGUCGCCAGGUACAAAUUUUUAGUCCCCAGUUUGUAUGAUGUUAAUGAACCAGCUCACAGUAUCAGCUUGGCUUCUGAUAUUUAGCGCGGUCGCUGAGCCGCGAAUUUCAGGUAAACCUGCAAAAUCCCGUGAAAUUUACAAUAAUGUGCGAAAUACCGCGAAAUUCGCGAGAAAUCUUAUCAAAUACUUGUCGACACAACAUAUUUGAAACUUAUUUCGGCUAUUGGGGCUGUUUAAUUGCCGAAACCUUGCAAAUUUACCUUGAAACUUCAUCACCACAAUGCGCGAAAAAUGUCUCAAAAUUACCAGGCGUAAACUAUGUUGUGAAACACUGAGCACUAGUCAUGAUGUUAAAAGCUUUGCCAUUGGCUCAUUUCUCGAGCGCUUUGUUGCUAGAAUAUGUUAGAUUAUCUCUGUUAAAAACAUUACACACGGUCGUCAAAUCAGUGCAAAAUCAAUCGAUUUCUAGCGAAAUUUGCCCAGAAAAUUCCCACGAAAUCGGCUGUUUUUCAGCGAAGUUAGCUGUGAAAAUUUCUGCCAAAUCUGUCUCUGAAAAUCCCGUGAAAUUUUACUUCCGCGACCUAGAUCGCACUAUACUACAGGGCUUCUGAUAUCAGAUUUGAUCGUUUAAAAAUAUCGCGGACAGAAGUCGGUAUAAAUUUGGAGAUAAAUUGGCUUUGUUUAUGCGAUUUAGCACAUUUUGUAUGACGAAAGCAAAGCAAGAAAAGAUGAAAUUUUUGUUUUAACAGACUUUACUCUUUUAAUUUAAAUCUAUAUCAUAGAGAAAUCUGGUCGCCAAAGUGGCGACUAAGCCAGAAGUUUAAGUCGCCAAGGAGAAAAUGCUAGUCGCAUUGGCGACCGUAUCAGUCGCAAUUUCGAGCCCUGUUUGAACACCUAGAACAAGCAAACUGAAACUUUAACCUUUUUUAAAGUACGUGCUUGCUGGAAUGUAAUGCAGGAAAGUUAUGAUAGUAACUAAUUAACAAACUGUGUUCUUAUACAGCCAAUCACAAUGCAGAUUGUGUCAUAAUGUCACUGUAACCCUUGGUCACUCAGGCAACUAAAGUAAAUGUUCCUCAAGAACUAAUUCACUAGGCCUUAGCCUCCUAUUGGCACUUGAGACACAGCUAGGAGUGGUAUAGCCUGAGAAAACAGCUAACAUUUCACAAUGCCACUGAUGACAUGUCACUAUACACAUAUCUGGGUAGUGCUUGUGAUUGAUUGUUAAUUUGUAAAUUCAUCCAAUCAGAAGCACUAACCAGAUCUGGGUAGUGAUGCGUUAUCACUAUAGAAUUUCUGCACUCAUUCCUCAAAUGUCAUUUUCUGGGAAAACCAGUUGUGGCAGCAAGAAAUGUUGACUGUUUUCUUAGGCUAGGAGUUGUAAAGUUGCUAAAUGAGGACUGCAAAUAUUUUUUUUAUAAAUGUUGCUGAUGUUCAAUAAUGACCCAUUCUUCUUCCACUUGUUUUGAUUCACAGUAUUGAUCUUACUCCAUCUGAAGGCAGGAAUAUAUUCAUUUCUGGUGUAAGUACUUAGACAGCAUUAACUUAAUGUCAUUUUAGAUCUUUUAUAAAAACCAAAACCGUGAACACUAGAAAUAUUUUGGGAUACUUGUUGUGUGGUAAGAAAAAUGCCAUUCAGGCGUGGGAAAACUGUAAGCUGGUUUGCAUGUCCUUAUCUUGGCUGUGAUUGGUCAUAACAGUAAGAACAUUCCUGCAAUAUUUUAAGUGUUUACGGUUUGACUGUAAUGACGCAUGAAGAAAAAAAAAGUAAAUGCUUGGAUGUUAAAUGCCAUUUACCAUUUAAUUAUGUAAACUUUAACUUUGAAUUUUUCCAGUAGGUGUAUUAUUUUUUUCAUCAUACCCCAAAAUUUUAGGGAUUUCUAAAAAUACUACCUUUUAAAUAAGCUCAGUUUGCCAUGUCGUUAUAUUUAUUUUGUAAAUUAUUACCUUCUACAGGGAUGUGAUAACACAGCCCUUGUAUGGGAUAUCAGGACUGGCCAUGCUGUUAAUUCUUUCCAGACACAUGAGGCUGAUAUUAAUGGAGUAAGGUAGGGAUGAAAAACCAAAGGAAUGGGGCAGUGUCAAACUUGAUCUGUCAUUCUUGUCCAAAACCUACAUAGAAAAUUUUGCUCGCUGUGCGCCCCAAGACAUGCUAUACCAAAGAAGCGGCAGUUUCACACCACAGAAUGGCUGCCUACCUUACAAAUAAGGUUCUUGAAGUGGUUGUGGUUGCAUAAUAUUAUCUCUUCUGGCGCAUGCACAAUGAGAGGAAGGGGAUAAGAUCAUUCUUAAUCUCAACCCAGAGCUCUUCUGUGCAUGUAGAGGAGAGGGUCGAGAAUGGAUCGUUCCCUGCACACUUAGUACUUUUUUUAAUUACAUUUUCCUUUGCAACACCUUGACAAGUAAGAGCAAGGGUUGCUCAGUGGUAAGAGCAUUAGCCUCCAACCAGUAUGGCUAGGGUUCAAAUCCCUGUGUCAAUGCCAUAUAUGUGGGUUGGUUUGUUGUUGGUUCUUCCCUUUGCUCCAAGAGAUUUUUUCUAUGCACUCCAGUUUCUCUCUCUCCUCAAGAACCAACAUUUCCAAAUCUCAUUUUGUCGCAGUGAGAGCCUCGGGUAAAGAGCCUCAGUGCAAUAAACACCACAUGGCAUAAUGCCCCAAAUUCAGGACAUAUAAAGUAAUAGUUCAUCUAAGGAUUGUUAUGUUUCUAAUUACAUGUAGGUUUUAUCCCAGUGGAGAAGCAUUUGGUACUGCUUCUGAUGAUGCCACUGUAAGUAUUCCUAACUCGACCCCCUCCCCCCCCCCAAAAAAAAAACAACAUAAGGUUAAAUAUCAUGGUACUAAUAUGGAACUGUUAGUGGCAGUGGCUGAUGUUUUGACGACCUGUGCACAGUGAAAGUCAAAGUGACCCGUGGGUAUUGAUUUAUUGUUCUAUUAAGUCGUGAUGUCAUUUCUGGAAAAGUACUCAUUUUUGAUUACUGUUGUAAUAAAUAAUAUUGUUUGUCUGCUAUGAUGUUGCUUUGCUGCUGUGUUUGUAGCCUGAAAAGGAAAGUGGCAUCUUCUAUGGAACAACAUCUUUAUUCCCAGGCUGAUGAUGUUGUUGCAGUUUUUCGUUGUUCAAAGUUUCUUACCAAGUGUUUUACUUGUCAUUUUUAGUGUCGUCUAUAUGAUCUAAGAGCAGACCAUGAACUUGCUGUUUACUCUAAAGAACACAUUAUAUUUGGAGCAGCGUCCUUAGACUUUUCUAUUAGCGGUAGGUGGCCCAUAAGACCCAGUGUUCUCCUUAUCAGGCGGUAACCGGUAUUAUACUACUACAUGAGAAAUUUCUGCAAUUUGAUUGGCUGAGAGCAAUGGUAUUUCAGCUUAAUUUGAAAUACCUACAUGUGAAAAUUACAAACCUUUUGAGGGUAGUAGUAUAAACAAAUAAUAGCAAGAUUUGUAUGUGAUAUUUGGCAUAAAUACCACUCGUGAUAUUUCAAAAUUGUCUCAAAUUUCACUCGCCUUACGGCUCGUGAAAUUUCGUAUAACAAUUUUGAAAUAUCAUUCGUGGUAUUUAUGCCAAAUAUCACUACAAAUCAUGCUAUUACCUAUACAAAUUUACUGUCUGAAGCAACACUUCUUACCAUCGGCAACGGCUUGAAGGUUUACUAAAUUGAGUAAGAUGUCUUAAAGAAUACAUAAGUUGUGAUCCGAUCCGAUCAAGGUAAUGAAUGAAUACAUGGAAGUGUACUAAAGUAUACACAGGUUUUUUUUUAUGGGCCACGCAUUUUGGAAAGGGAGUCUUUGAAGACAGAGUACAAUUAUUAAAUUCAAACGUUUUGAAUUGAGAUAACAACGGCUGAUUUGCGUAAAAUAGGACUUCAAAUGAGGGGGAACGACGUUUCAGAGAACUUAGCUCCUUAAUUUCACAGCGAGGUCGAAGCCACGUCCUUCACUCUACUACCCCCUCCCCAGGAAAGUGUGCAAAUAUUUUUUUGCCUUACCGGCGAUGAAUGGUUCCUUACCUGCUGAGCUAAAAUUUAGGGAGAACGCUGAAGACCUAUUUUUAAAAUUAAAAAAAGAAUGAUAAGAAAGACUUAUUUAUAACCUUUUUGUUUUCUUAGGGAGAUUACUCUUUGGUGGUUACCAUGACUACACUAUGAAUGUAUGGGAUACGCUCAAGGUAUGUGAAAAUCUUGAUAUUAUCAUUGCAGUUCUAAAAUAGUGAUCUGUCGUGAAAAAAUAAUCUAUUUCACGAGGAUAAAAUUUGUAGCCUGCGAAAACGUCCGUUUCUCCUCGCCCUUCGCCGCUGGGGACGUUUCGCGCGGAGGAACUUCGUUCCUUCGCGUGAAACGUCCCCAGCGGCGAAGAACGAGGAGAAAGGGAUGUUUUCGCAGGCUAUAAAAUUUGCUGAUGACCACUAAUGAUUAAACUUACAGUCUGAGCAGCUGUCAGUGUAUUAUGCCCAUGAUAACCGAAUCAGUUGUCUGGAGGUGUCGCCAGAUGGGACAGCUGUGGCUACUGGAAGCUGGGACAAUACACUAAGAGUAAGUAAGACA